AUGUUGGAUGCCUUGGGGAGUGAAGGUGCGAUGUGGACCCAUGAGAUCUUAAAAAAGAUAUGGGAUGGAGAGAACAUCCCAGAAGAUUGGAGGACACGUAUACUAGUGCCAGUGUAUAAAAAGAAAGGCGAUGUAUUAAAAUGUGGGAACCACCGUAGUAUCAAGCUCUUGGAACACCUCUUGAAACUCCAAGAGAAACAUCUGGAAGGCGACAAGAACCUAUACCAUGCCUUUGUUGACUUAGAAAAGGCAUAUAAUAGGGUGCCCAGAGUGCUGGUCUACUGGUGUCUACGGAAGAAAGGAGUUCCAGAGUACCUCAUUAACAUCGUGAAGAAUACCUACGAGUGUGUAACCACAAUGGUCAGAACGCCACAGGGAACAUCGGAAGAAUUUGAAGUGAAAGUCGGCCUUCACCAAGGAUCAAGCCUGAGUCCACUCUUGUUCAUCAUAGUAAUCGACGUGCUGGUCGUGUGGUUUGUUGGUUUAGUACUGGUCCUCCGGUUCAUAUCAGGAUUCUACCUGACGAGCAUACCGAGGAAAGUCAACGUUUUGUCUUAUAGAGACAACAGGCAGCAUUUGCACAAUAUAUUCAAGACAAUAAGAUUCAAACAGUGA
Penaeus indicus is the source of this 615-nucleotide messenger RNA. RefSeq lists its product as uncharacterized. NCBI's taxonomy places the organism in Eukaryota, Metazoa, Arthropoda, Malacostraca, Decapoda, Penaeidae. The transcript is spliced from 4 exons. The record is from RefSeq and is a predicted model, not a curated record. Bases 1 to 615 code for a protein of 204 amino acids.